Molecule: messenger RNA, 1485 nt
Organism: Condylura cristata (star-nosed mole)
Lineage: Eukaryota; Metazoa; Chordata; Mammalia; Eulipotyphla; Talpidae
Product: aromatase
Exons: 9
Coding region: 1-1485 (494 amino acids)
Molecular function (GO): oxidoreductase activity, acting on paired donors, with incorporation or reduction of molecular oxygen; monooxygenase activity; heme binding
Source: RefSeq, a predicted model, not a curated record
AUGCUGACUCUAACUCACUAUAACAUCACCAGCAUGGUGACUGAAGCCAUGCCGGUGGCCACCAUGCCCAUCCUGCUGCUCACUGGCUUCCUUAUCCUGGUCUGGAAUUACGAGGGCACAUCCUCAAUACCAGGUCCUGGCUAUUGCAUGGGGAUUGGGCCCCUCAUUUCCCAUGGCAGGUUCCUGUGGAUGGGCAUUGGCAGUGCCUGCAACUACUACAACCAGAUGUAUGGAGAAUUCAUGCGCGUCUGGAUAAGCGGAGAGGAAACACUCAUUAUCAGCAAGUCCUCUAGCAUGUGCCACGUAAUGAAGAACAACCACUACAACUCCCGAUUUGGGAGCAAGCUCGGCCUGCAGUGCAUCGGCAUGCACGAGAACGGCAUCAUAUUUAAUAACAACCCGGACCUCUGGAAAUGUAUACGGCCUUUCUUCAUGAAAGCUCUGUCGGGCCCAGGACUUGUGCGCAUGGUGACCGUCUGUGUCGACUCCGUCAUGGCACAUCUGGACAGGCUGAAGGAGUUCACCAGCAAGUCGGGCUCUGUGGACAUAAUGAAAUUCAUGCGGUGCAUCAUGCUGGACACCUCCAACGAGCUCUUCCUGGGGAUUCCCAUGGAUGAAAGGGCCGUCGUGAUUAAAAUCCAGGGUUACUUUGAUGCAUGGCAAGCUCUCAUUAUCAAACCAGACAUCUUCUUCAAGAUUUCUUGGCUAUACAGAAAGUAUGAAAAGUCUGUCAAGGAUUUGAAAGAUGUCCUGGAAGUUAUGAUAGAAGAAAAAAGACACAUGGUUUCCACAGCAGACAAACUGGAAGACAAUAUAGACUUUGCCACGGAGCUGAUUUUGGCCGAGAAACGUGGCGACCUGACAAAGGAGAAUGUGAACCAGUGUGUAUUGGAAAUGCUGAUUGCAGCACCAGACACCAUGUCUGUCUCUGUGUUCUUCAUGCUACUUCUCAUUGCAAGGCACCCAAAGGUUGAAGAGGAUAUAAUGCAGGAGAUCAAGACUGUUAUUGGUGAAAGAGACAUAAAGAUCGAUGACAUACAAAAAUUAAAAGUAUUGGAAAACUUCAUUUACGAGAGCAUGCGCUACCAGCCGGUUGUGGAUCUGAUCAUGCGCAAAGCCUUAGAGGAUGAUGUUAUCGACGGCUAUCCAGUGAAAAAGGGGACAAACAUCAUCCUGAAUAUUGGGAGAAUGCAUAGAAUCGAGUUUUUCCCCAGGCCCAAUGAAUUUACUCUUGAAAACUUUGCAAAGAAUGUUCCUUUCAGGUAUUAUCAGCCAUUUGGUUUUGGGCCACGGGCCUGUGCAGGAAAGUACAUCGCCAUGGUGAUGAUGAAAACCAUACUGGUGACUUUUCUGAAACGAUUCCAAGUGAAGGUGUUGCAAGGAAUGUGUGUUGAAAACAUUAAGAAAAGAAAUGACUUGUCCUUGCACCCUGAUGAGACUACAGGCAUGAUAGAAAUGGCUUUUGUCCCGCGAAACUCAGACUAG